This is a messenger RNA of Musca vetustissima, 585 nucleotides long. Its product is annotated as lysozyme 1B. The transcript has a single exon. The record is from RefSeq and is a predicted model, not a curated record. NCBI's taxonomy places the organism in Eukaryota, Metazoa, Arthropoda, Insecta, Diptera, Muscidae. Bases 1 to 585 code for a protein of 194 amino acids.
AUGAUGAGUACUACUCCACACCCACGUUAUUAUAUUAAUUAUGCAAAGCAACAGCCGAAAGUAUCGGCAGCAGCACGUGUGUUUACGACGCUACCAAUUUCCAUAAUCGUGACAUCGUUUUUAUUAUCGUCGCUAAUUUUAUUAAUGCACUGCAAAGAGACGCAGACGCGACGUCUACAACCAUGCGAAUUAGCAGGUCAAUUGUAUAUAUUGGACAUACCGAAAGAGGAGUUACCGCUAUGGCUUUGCAUUGUACAAUACGAGAGUCGCUUCAAUACCCAUGUCAUUGGUUCGAGGAAUACGGAUGGAUCCCUGGAUUAUGGCAUAUUUCAAAUAAGUGAUAAAUAUUGGUGUAAACCACCGACGACCACCGAAGAUCCUCCACUAGUUCAUUAUUUCAAUGAAUGUGAAGUCGAUUGUAUGGAUCUAAUGCAGGAUGAUAUUACCGAGGCUGUAAAAUGUGCUAAACUCAUACGAAAGCAGCAGGGUUGGUCAGCAUGGUCGGUAUAUGGAGAAUUUUGUAAUGAUACAUCGAAUGCGGCAAUGAUAUAUCAGGAUAUUGAAAUUGAAGAAUGUUUCAGUUAG